Messenger RNA from Cyphellophora europaea CBS 101466, 945 nucleotides. RefSeq names its product 3-methyl-2-oxobutanoate hydroxymethyltransferase. Gene Ontology annotation, molecular function: 3-methyl-2-oxobutanoate hydroxymethyltransferase activity; magnesium ion binding. The coding region runs from base 1 to 945 and encodes 314 amino acids. NCBI's taxonomy places the organism in Eukaryota, Fungi, Ascomycota, Eurotiomycetes, Chaetothyriales, Cyphellophoraceae. Gene Ontology annotation, cellular component: mitochondrion. Gene Ontology annotation, biological process: pantothenate biosynthetic process. The record is from RefSeq and is a predicted model, not a curated record. The transcript has a single exon.
AUGGCCGCCGUGAAAAAGUUCUACGCGGCGUGCGAGGCUGGACCCGCCGUCUGCCUGACGGCAUGGGACUACCCGACAGGCCUCCUGGCCAAAGACGCCGGCAUGGACCUCAUUCUCAUCGGCGACUCCUUGGCCAUCACGGCGCUAGGCCUCCCCUCCACGACCAGCAUCACUCUCGACGAGCUCAUCUACCACGCUCGUGCCGUCUCGCGCGCCGCAAAGGCCGGCCCUUUUCUCCUCGGCGACCUCCCCCUCGGCAGCUACGAGAUCACGCCCGAGCAGGCCGUCGCGUCCGCGCUGCGGUUGGUCAAGGAAGGCGACGUCGAUGGCGUCAAGCUCGAGGGCGGCAAGGAGAUGGCGCCGCAGGUCGCCGCCAUCACCAAGGCAGGCGUGCCGGUCGUGGGCCACAUCGGCCUGACGCCGCAGCGUGCCCUGGCUACGCUGCACACCGAGGGCAUCGAGGGGCUCAGCGGCGCCGGCGAGGCGAGGUUGUCAUUCGGCAGCACGCUGGACAGCGCCGAGAUGGUGCUGGACGACGCGCUGGCGCUGCAGAAGGCGGGCGCCGUCGCCAUCGUCAUGGAGGCCGUGGCGGCACCCACUGCAAGAAUGAUCACCGAGGUUCUCAAGGUCCCCACGAUCGGUAUCGGCUGCGGGGGUGGCACGAGCGCGCAGAUCGCCGUGCAGAGCGAGGUCCUCGGCUACCAGAGGACGUUCCUACAGAGGUGGCACACAAAGUACGCCGAGGUGGGCGACGUGAGUCUGCAGGCGUUGCGGAAGUACAAGGAGGAGACCAGGGGCAAGCAAUUCCCGACCGAGCAGCAGGGCUACGUCAUGAAAAACGGCGAGGAAAAGGUGCUGGUCGAUCUGAAGAAGCGGGCCAAGGAGAUGUCUCUCUACGAGAACAUGGGUCGUGAGCGGAGGGGGUCCAAGAGCUCGUCGUACUGA